AGAACAAAAGUCUUUAUACUCUUUUCUUGGUGUGAUUAUUGGAGAGAGGAAGAAAGAGAACCCAAAACCCACCUCUCACUUUUCAAGAACUCAAAAGAAAAAAACAAAGGAUUUAUGCAAAGAAGCCGAUGGUGAUGAUGGUGCUGUUGAAGUUAAAAACACACCACGAAGAUAAGAACACAUAAUACCUUCUUCUUUUUCCAAUCUUCUUUUUCUGUCUCAGAAAAGGCAAGAAGCCAACUUCCUUGUUAUGUUUUGGUAGUUUAUUGCAGUAGCAGUGUUCUCUGAUCUUACUGCAAAUCUUUGUAUCAGAGCAGUAAUCGUGUAGUCUCUCUCUCACACACACUCUUUCUCUCUCUCGUUCUGUCUGCAAGUCUCUUUGUGUUUAAGAGAAUUUCAGAGACCCCACACCCAGCAUCAUAGUAAUAUCUAUAGACAGACUUGUAGAUCUUUCUCAGAUCUUAUAAAAUCUUCUUCAACCCUAUAUUCGAAUUGGGGUUUUGAAGUAAUAAAGUUUGGGUUUUUGUCAACGAAUCUCUGAGAGAUUUUGAUACAAAUUCUAGCAGUUGUGGCUACUAGCAGGAGUAGUAGGCUGCCUUCAGAUUCAGGUUUCAAUGCCGGUCCCGCCACCGCCGGAGGGGUAUCUACCGGGAUGUGGUCGUCAGCCCCGUCCGCUCGUCAAAUCAACUACGGCCUCCCGGAGAUGGGCAUGUUGGGUCUUCGUGAUGUGUUUGUGGUUGCUCCUUCCAGUCAUCAUAAUCUCUCCGAUCAUCAUUCCAUCAACUCAUCUGUUGCAAACGCCAACGCUGCAACCGCGCUCGGCGUCGGCGUUAUUCCACUUUUGAGCACCACUCCUUGUCUCAACGUUGAAGAAGGUAUGUUGAAUAAUCGCGGCAGCGGUAGAAAUAGCAACGCCAAUAAUAACAGUAAUUAUAGCAUUCAGUUCUGGCAGCAACACCCUCAAACGCAACCACAUAAUUAUUUGAACAAGCCAAUGAUUUCCGAUCAUGGGUUUCUCCAAGGCAGCGUCGGCGGCGGCGGGUCGACGUCAACUUCAGGUUCCACCAUGACUUGUCAAGACUGCGGCAAUCAGGCAAAAAAAGAUUGCACCCACCGGCGGUGCCGGACUUGCUGCAAGAGUAGAGGGUAUGAUUGUGCUACACACGUGAAGAGCACUUGGGUACCCGCUGCUCGCCGCCGUGAACGUCAACUCAUGACAUCAACGGGCGCUGCUACUGUUUCCUCCGCCUCAACUUCUGGUCCUAAAAAGCCUCGCCUCACUUCUCAUACCACAACUAACUCACACACUUCCACUUCCAACACCACACCUCCUCGCAGUUUUGAAACUAGUUCCAGUCACCAUCAAGAUGCCAGUUUUAAGGAAUCAUUGCCCGGACAAGUGCGUGCUCCGGCGGUGUUCAAAUGUGUGAGGGUGACGGCGGUGGAAGAUGGAGAUGAUGAAUAUGCAUACCAAGCUAGUGCUACGAUCGGUGGACAUGUCUUCAAAGGCUUCCUCUAUGAUCAAGGAGUUGAAACAAGAGAUCAUUCAAACAUCCCCAAUUUUUCGGAAUUGCACCUGGGCGGCGGUGGUGGUGGCGGCGGUAGUGGAGGGAGGAAUGUGGAUGGUUCAUCUUCUUCACCGCUGCUUGACCCAUCUGAGGUUUAUGGAUCAUCAGGUGGUGGAUUGCUUGCAGGAUCAACCUAUGGUAAUCCAAUAAAUUAAUACUGGUUUAUUUUUCAAAAUUGUCUAAUUAAAAACCGAAUUUUCAUGGAAACUUGAUUGGCUGCGUGGCAUCGUGUUGUCCAAUCAAAUCCGCAUUAGGGUUUAUUUCUUGAUCCCUUCGAACGUUGCCCUAAACAUGUAUGUGACUCAACAAUUCUUUCAUGCAAUAAUUUUGAUUUAAAAGGUCUUUGCUUGAA
Lactuca sativa (garden lettuce) is the source of this 1920-nucleotide messenger RNA. RefSeq names its product protein LATERAL ROOT PRIMORDIUM 1. Gene Ontology annotation, biological process: positive regulation of DNA-templated transcription. Gene Ontology annotation, cellular component: nucleus. The record is from RefSeq and is a predicted model, not a curated record. Gene Ontology annotation, molecular function: DNA binding; DNA-binding transcription factor activity. Lineage: Eukaryota; Viridiplantae; Streptophyta; Magnoliopsida; Asterales; Asteraceae.